GAAAUACUAGAAAUUGGGAUAAUCUUCACAUUUCUUUGAAUAAGAAGUAAUAAUGCAACGAAGGCAGGGAAGAGUCAAUGCUGGACUGCUUUUGCUGCUUUAUCAAAUUUCUCAAGUUGGACUCCAGAACAUUCCUUCUGUUACUCUUGGGGUACUUGCACUGAAUAUUUUUCUCUUUCUGAAUCCUGUGAGGCCGCUGCCUGAAGUGUGUAUCAGUGUAAAUGAAGGCUUCUACAGAAGGAACUGGCAGCGUUUACUGCUUUCUCCUGUCCACCAUGCAGAUGACUGGCAUUUAUAUUAUAACAUGAUUUCCAUGCUUUGGAAGGGGAUAAUGCUGGAAAAAAAGCUUAAGAGCAUAUGGUUUGCAUACAUAAUUGCAGUAUUUUCAGUGCUGAUUGGAGUUGUUUAUAUGGUGCUGGAAUUCAUGCUUGUGAAAAUUCUGGAUGAUCCGUCAUACGAAAUGAAUUGUGCUGUAGGUUUUUCAGGAGUCUUGUUUGCUUUGAAGGUUCUUAACAACCAUUACAAUCCAGGAAGAGUCAGCAGUGUCCUUGGAUUGCAGAUACCCAGUAAAUAUGCCUGUUGGGUGGAGUUGGUGGCUAUUCAUUUAAUCUCCCCAGGGACUUCUUUUGCUGGGCAUCUGGCAGGGAUUCUUGUUGGAUUGAUGUACACUAUGGGACCUCUGAAAAAGAUCAUGAAAGCCUGUGCAGGUGGCAUUUCUUCAUUCACUGACCCUGCCAGGCCAAGGGACUACUAUUCAGAGUAUUAUGGCUAUCCAGGUUAUCAAUACAGAACGCCAAGGAGCUAUUAUGAUUAUACAGGUGGGCUUACUGAAGAAGAACAGCUUGAAAGGGCAGUGCUAAACAGUCUUAAUGAAAGAGAUUUUGGUGGAGCAACGUAUACUAACGAGCGGCGACCCUAUGGUUUUUGGUUUCCACCUGAGCAGCAUUCAGAAGAGGAAAGGCGGCGGCAAAGGCUUCGUAGGUUUGAGAGACAAUGAAAUUGGCAGGUGUGGUGGAAAUUGUAAAGUGCUAUUCAGAGUUACCAAAAUAUUUGCAGAUUUACUUGUAAUAUGCAGGUUUGUUUGUAAUAUUUUUCCAAUUUUUUUUACUACUAGUUGCAAAACUGCAGAGGAUUUUGAGAGUCCAGGCUCAAAACUGGAACUUGCAUAAAAAGUGUGAGAUAGGAAUCAAAAUGUGAUCUUUGGCAGUCUUCGUCUUAAUGCACCUUAAAUAUGGAAGACGACUGAUGGUUUUACCAAAUUGUCUUUUUUUCUUAAGUUCUUUUGUGCAGCUUCAAGAAUUCCUCGGCUUUUUGACUGCUGGUAUUCUCGGACAACAGGUUUUCUUCAUCCAUCACAGAUGAAAAAAAAUUACUUUUUUUUUAUACAAUUGUAAAACCAUGCAAUUUUUCCUUACAAACUUGUCUCUGUUUGUCUCUGAUGACUGACUGGUUUUGGGAUUGGCAUGUGAAAUGUCACUUGAAAAGAUUGCUUUGAUGACGACAGCUAGAUCAUAUCAGUCUACGCUUAAGCUUUUGAGCAGUCUUGCAAACUGGGUGAAAAAUAGUUGCAGCUGUCCUUACCCUAAGGAGUUAUUUAAUACAACCUCUAGUGUUGCAGUCUUCCUUAAAACAUGCCAUUUUAUCUAGAGGUUGUAUGUGAUAAAAAUGGGUUGUAACUGCUUAUUAUUUCCUAAAGCCU
Pygoscelis adeliae (Adelie penguin) is the source of this 1699-nucleotide messenger RNA. It is a transcript of the gene RHBDD1, whose product is annotated as rhomboid domain containing 1. Gene Ontology annotation, cellular component: membrane. Lineage: Eukaryota; Metazoa; Chordata; Aves; Sphenisciformes; Spheniscidae. Gene Ontology annotation, molecular function: serine-type endopeptidase activity. The coding region runs from base 53 to 997 and encodes 314 amino acids. The transcript has 6 exons. The record is from RefSeq and is a predicted model, not a curated record.